AUGCACUUCACGCCCGUCGUUCCCCCGCGCCCUUCCCCCAGUGGCGGAAGCAGCACAUCUCUCAACCCGCCACCACCAGUAAUCCCCCAACCCGUCUCUCCACAAAACCCGCCGACCCUGUCCCCGUGGGGUCCACAAGGCGGCUACCCAGCCCAGUCCCCGUACGUUGGCGGGUUCCCCAUGCAAGGCUCGUACUUCAUUCCCCCCGUCAACCUCCCCGCCGGGGGGCAGACCCCCAUGAUGCCGCCCAACGCCGGCUUUGCCACCGACUUCACUGGCUUCCCCAACGCCGGCGCUGCCGCCGCGCCUUCGCCCUACGCGCGACCCGGAGCGGCACCCGGAACCCCGUACAUGGGCGGCGCCCCGCCGGGGACCCAUACGGGCUACAGCACCUUCCAGCAGCCCCUCCCGCCCACGGGAAUGCCGUACGGGAUGGUGAACAUGGCCUACACCCCGUUCGCGGCGCCUAUGAACCUCGCUGGUGCCAUGCCAGGCGGGAUGCCUGGCAUGAUGCAAGGCAUGAUGCAAGGUGGGAUGCCAGGCGGUAUGCCCGGUAUGAUGCAAGGCGGGAUGCCUGGUAUGAUGCCCGGUGGGAUGCCUGGUGGAAUGCCUGGUGGAAUGCCUGGUGGAAUGCCUGGCGGGAUGCCUAUGCCGGGCAUGAUGCCUGGGUACCCGUUUGGCCCCGCUGCUGGGAUGGGAGGGAUGGCAGGCGCGGGGAUGGCUGGUGGCGCUCCAAGUGCUGUACCCAUGCAGCCGAGCGCGUCGGGUGGAGGCUUGCGCCCUCCAAACCCGAAGGAGCGUCAACCAUGGGACGAGAUCGACAGGUUUAUGGAGGGUGAUGAUUAUGGCCCUGUUCUGCGAACUAUGCUUGUCGGGAAGACGAAUGCUCAUGUCCGAAUCAACCCCCUCCUAUCACCACCCGACGAUGGGCUCACCAAAGACUACCUUCGAUGGAACAUGCUCUUCCCCACCAACAACUGCCAACGCUCCACAGACCGCCCCGGACGCUCGUGGUACGACGGUCGCGAGGCUCCCGCAACCUGGCCCCGGGUAACCCAGAUCCGGCUCGUCUCCCGCUCCUUCCCCUGGACGAUCGAGAUCCCGGCCUCGGACGCGCGCAUCGGCGUCACCUGCGGGGACGUCGUCGAGGCCGUCCACGCGCACAUGUACGGCCGCCUCGCGCAGCAGCAGUUCGACUCGGCCUCGCGCCAGCAGAAGCGCCUCCUCUCCGAGUCCUUCUACCACAACCGCUCGACCGCGCACGGCGUCCCCGGCGGCAAGAUGGCGCAGACGCUCCUCCGCUGCGACUGGCUCGGGCAGGACACCAUGUUCGGCGGCGUCGUCGAGGACCCGCAGCUCGUCGCCGACGUCUGCCGCGGCGUCCUCCCCUGCACGUUCGAGAUCAAGUGCGUGCGGCGCUACCCGAUGACGGAGAGCGAGAUCCGCGAGGAGGAGGCCCGCGGGCGCAACGCGGACGAGCAGGGGUACCACUCGCACCCGCACUCGCGCGGGCCGUCGCGGUCGCGCGCCGGCAGCUCGCGCGCUUCCCGGCCGACCUCGCGCCACGGCUCCAGUCGGCCACCGACGCGGCCGCCGAGUAGGGUUUUAUCGUCGUCAGAUGAGGAGACGCUGAACUCGAGGUGA
Molecule: messenger RNA, 1644 nt
Organism: Epithele typhae
Lineage: Eukaryota; Fungi; Basidiomycota; Agaricomycetes; Polyporales; Epitheliaceae
Exons: 2
Coding region: 1-1644 (547 amino acids)
Source: RefSeq, a predicted model, not a curated record